ACCUUCUCUUUAAUCUUCCACUCCUAAAGAAUAAACGUCUUCGGUCGAAUGCAUCAUGAGAAACAGCAAGAGUUCUCCUAAAUCUACGAACAAAAAGGACAUAUUAAUAAAUGAAUCUGCUGUGAAGGAAAUGAUCCACACUUACUGUUUCCAGACACGUGGGGCUGACAUCAAGAAGACAGCUACGGUUUCUCUCAGGCAACUUUUACUACGGGCGGGUGAUGUAGAGAUGAACCCUGGGCCCAAGUACAGAUCCAUUGGUCCUUUACAAGAAAGAGAGCUGUUGUCAUUGGCACAUGACGUAUCUCCCGAAUAUUACAACACUGUGUGCAUUGCUUUGGGGUUCACGCAUGCACGAAGUAAAAUUAUUCUGACAAAGAACCUCCUGGACGUCAGUGCAUCUGUCUUCGAUAUCUUAUGCAUGUGGAAAACAGAACAAACUAAAGGUUCUGAUUGCCGUCGUGCUCUUGUGGAAAUACUACGAGGGGAAGGCCUUAAUUUGCUUGCAAACAAAAUAUCAGAAGGAAUCUACAAAAAGUUAACAGAACAGUACACUUCUUCACCAACCACUGUUGAAAUACCUACCAACGAAUACAGGGACCACGAUUCUGACAAUCUUCUCAAGAAAGUAGCUGAGCAUAUUCAGAAGGAUACUGACAUCUACAAUCUAGGCGGGAAAUUAGAAUUUGAUCAUUCGGAAAUAAAACGUUACAUGGAAGCGAACAAAAUAGGCAACACUGUUACAUACAUGGGAACACUUGAUAUGCUCCAUGAUUGGAAGAAGAAGACGAAAAGGUCCGAAGAACGUGAAAAGUUGAAGAAAGCCCUGAAUGCGAUUAAUCACCAACGUCUGGCAGACGACCUCAUGAACGACGAUGUGGCAAGUUAG
Molecule: messenger RNA, 889 nt
Organism: Strongylocentrotus purpuratus (purple sea urchin)
Lineage: Eukaryota; Metazoa; Echinodermata; Echinoidea; Camarodonta; Strongylocentrotidae
Exons: 4
Coding region: 56-889 (277 amino acids)
Biological process (GO): signal transduction
Molecular function (GO): protein binding
Source: RefSeq, a predicted model, not a curated record